CCGACCCUCAGAUGGCUCCUUCUGUCCAACUGGUCCUGCUUCUCACCGUCUUGCUCAUCCUGGCAGAGACUCCUGCCUCUUUACCUGUCCACCAGGGGCGAGGAGGCUGGACCCUCAACAGUGCUGGCUACCUUCUGGGUCCUGAGUUCCACCUUCCCCAGAAGGCUGACCAAGGCAGGAAGGAGAAGACAGCCCUCGAGAUCCUAGAGCUGUGGAAGGCCGUUGAUGGGCUCCCUUAUCCCCUCUCUCAGCAGGCCUCCAAGAGGAGUCUGAGCGAGACUUUUGCUGAACCAGAGAUUGGAGGUAAAGGCAGGGGGAACAUGGAAGAGAGAAAUAGAUACAAGAAGAGGGCAGGAGAUGUGGCCGGCAGAGCUUUGAGGGCCUGGGAGGGUGGGGAGGAAACAGGAAUCAACCAAGAGGCCCCCUGACUUAUAGCCACAAUGUCCACCACUGACCACAUAUCCUAACGCUAAAUUCCCAUCCUGGCCUUGACUGCUCACUUCGACUCUGUUCCUUCACUUCACAUCCUGCCUCACAGUCUAAAUCUAGUUGUCCAACCAAUACUGGCAUUUCCCCACAAUCUGGUACUUUUCCAAUUAUGACCCCAAACCCAAACCUUGAUCUCCCCCAAGCCUAGCUUUAGCUAUGACACUGACUUUAAACCCUCACUUUGACCUCACAGCUCAAUCCAAACUUUGACCUCCCUCCUAAAGAAGAUCUUUAUUUCCAACCUUUAACCUUACUCUGAGCUCUAUACUCUUCCGUGCUCAUACUCCAGCAUGCC
Equus caballus (horse) is the source of this 784-nucleotide messenger RNA. RefSeq names its product galanin like peptide (gene GALP). Lineage: Eukaryota; Metazoa; Chordata; Mammalia; Perissodactyla; Equidae. Gene Ontology annotation, cellular component: extracellular region. Gene Ontology annotation, biological process: antimicrobial humoral immune response mediated by antimicrobial peptide; defense response to Gram-negative bacterium; behavioral response to starvation. Gene Ontology annotation, molecular function: hormone activity. The record is from RefSeq and is a predicted model, not a curated record.